CACUUACGUGUUUCACAAGAGGACUUCAUGGACUGCAGUUUGGAAGUGGAGGCAGUCUGUCCAAUUUGUCUGGACUUUCACUCUAAUCCUGGUUAUCUCUCCUGUAUCCAUAUAUUCUGCUUUGAUUGAACACAGAAUUGAAUGGCAAGGAAGGAAGAAUUGAUAUUGACCUGUCCCAUGUGCCGAGAAGAAAACCAGAGACCUACCUUGCAUGAGUGGGUGAUUAGCGAGUUGAUCAUUCUAAUUAAGCAGCGCGGCUCCCUCGGGGAGCAACCAAUGGACCCUUGGGGCUGUGCUCAGAGGACAUGGCUCUGGAAGAUGAGAGUGGAAGCUGAUUUGGGGAAACAGCAAGAGUGGACUCCAGGUGUCUGUAAGGAGUCAGUCAGCAGGAGGGACCCUGGCCAUAACUUGGCUGAAGACUGGGAGAUUUACCCCACUGCCUGUGUCCUGGACAGCUCCCAAGUCUCCUUCAUUUGGCACUGGGAAAUUGAUGAGGGAAAGGGACAUGCUUCCCUGAUAUCCGAGGAGAGGGACCUGAUGGAGAUGCUCUUUUUGUAG
Molecule: messenger RNA, 558 nt
Organism: Myodes glareolus (Bank vole)
Lineage: Eukaryota; Metazoa; Chordata; Mammalia; Rodentia; Cricetidae
Source: RefSeq, a predicted model, not a curated record